AUGUUGUUGUUUUUGGGCCUUUUAGCUCAGGCUUCUGGGUUUGUAAUACCCGAUGCUUAUAGAGACGCUCAGAGUACGGGUUUAAAACGGAGAGAUGACGUGCCGACGCCACCAGAAGUUCUGCCAUACCCAGGACCUGCGGAAGAUGUUCCAUAUCCAGGUACUCCUGAUGGAUAUACUAAUCAGGAUGAUCAACUUGACAUUAACGUCAUGUUCAUCUACUUCGGUUCUAUGCUGGUCAUGUAUCUCUGUAUUUGCAUCAUUUAUUUCACAACAAAGAUAGUGGUUACUCGACUAUUAACGCGACAUGCAAGGAUAUCAUUGCUCAACGAAGAAGGUAUGGCAACUGGAUUAAGUGCAAGGAGCAGAAGAUUGGCAGAAAGUGCUGAAUCUAGGUGGCCUAGCGCUCUGGAUGAUGAAAAUGAGGUCAAGUCAAAGUUACAGAAACUAUCACCAGAGGAGCAGUUUUAUUAUAAGCAAGGUGAGGAGUACAUAAAGCAAAACCCACCCCUCAUCAUAAGUACUGGCUCCAGAAGUGGUGACCAGAAUACUGUCAAUGAUCCUAUCAUCAAUGAUCAAACUAGACAAUUUAUAGAGGAGGAAGGUGCAUUGGCUUGGGAAUUUCAGCCAAAUCCAAACUUACCAAAUGACACAAUAAUAGUGGAAAACAAGACAGAGAUUUCGUUUUUAAAUUACAACUACGACGCUUCAGUUACAACGAAUUUACCGAUACCUUGUAUUAACAGAGUCUAUUAUUGUGAAUUUAAAAUAUUUGAGUUGAGUAUUACGGAUGACCAAACAACAUUAAAGGACAACGAAAUUAUCUCAUUUGGAUUAAGCACUUCACCAUAUCCUUAUUUCAGAUUGCCAGGUAGACACCAUCAUUCAAUUGCGUACGAUUCUAAUGGUGCUCGAAGAUUUAAUGAUUCAUUUAAAUUGGAGCCAGAAUUGGCUGAUCUAUUUCCAAAGUGCCAAAAGGGUGAUAUUAUUGGGAUUGGUUAUAGAACUCGAAGUGGGACGGUAUUCUUUACUAGAAAUGGUAAAAAAAUUAGCGAGAAGUCGGUAGGUGGACAUAUAAAAGGCUGGAAAUUCAAAUACCUAUACCCAGUUGUAGGUGCUAACGUGCCAUGUAAAAUUCACGUUAAUUUUGGAUCCUACGGAUUUGUCUUCAUUGAGGCCAAUGUCAAGAAAUGGGGUUAUGCAAAGCCAAACGGUAUAAAACUCCCCCCUCCUUCAUAUGAUGAUUAUGUUCAAGAUACACUACUGGAAAGUGGUUAUGAAGAUAACGAUAAUUCAGACAAUGAUAGUGAUGAUGAAUCGGACACCGAUAACAGAAGACAACAUAGGAGUAUAAAGAAUACUAUUAUUGACAUAGAUGGUAAUCUGUUACCUCCUCCUCCAGGCUUUGAGUUCAGUACAUCACCACAUUCUCAUGGAACCAAUGAGGAAAUUAAUCUAGAUUCACUACCCAUGAAUCCUCCCAGCUAUUCUGAUGAAGAAUCCAAAAACCAAGUAAAAUCUAAAAUCACUCCAAGAGACUCUGUUGGAAGAAGUGAUGGUCUUACCCAAGAUGAGCAGGGCUCAAGAGAAGGGAAGAGUAUGAUGCUUAACGAUCUUGAGAAUGAUGGUCUCGAUGAUGAUGAAGAUGAUUACAUGGAAUCUGAUGAUGGUUAUGAACAUGACAUCGAUGAAUUGCAAGCAAUGAUUGAGAUGGAGGACGAUGACAGAAAUGAUAGCUCGUGA
Messenger RNA from Nakaseomyces glabratus, 1743 nucleotides. RefSeq names its product Ear1p (gene EAR1). Gene Ontology annotation, biological process: protein transport to vacuole involved in ubiquitin-dependent protein catabolic process via the multivesicular body sorting pathway. NCBI's taxonomy places the organism in Eukaryota, Fungi, Ascomycota, Saccharomycetes, Saccharomycetales, Saccharomycetaceae. Gene Ontology annotation, cellular component: endoplasmic reticulum. Gene Ontology annotation, molecular function: protein binding. The record is from RefSeq and is a predicted model, not a curated record.